Mercurialis annua (annual mercury) is the source of this 1024-nucleotide messenger RNA. Its product is annotated as phosphoprotein ECPP44-like. Gene Ontology annotation, cellular component: membrane. The transcript is spliced from 2 exons. The record is from RefSeq and is a predicted model, not a curated record. Gene Ontology annotation, biological process: response to water. The coding region runs from base 107 to 829 and encodes 240 amino acids. NCBI's taxonomy places the organism in Eukaryota, Viridiplantae, Streptophyta, Magnoliopsida, Malpighiales, Euphorbiaceae.
CCAUCAUUUGCAUAACGCAUCAAAUCUACAAAAUAUUAGGGUUUUUCAGUUCAUCAGUGUUAAUUUGUUGAGAUAAAUUUAUACUUUGAGUUCGAGUUUGAUCAGUAUGGCUGACAUUGAGCACAAGAGCCAUGAGCAUGAGACUCCAGCCGUUGUUGAGAGCAGUGCAGCAGUUGAGAGUACGGAUCGUGGGUUGUUCGAUUUCAUGGGGAAGAAAGAGGAAGCGAAGCCUCAAGAGGAGGUGAUCGCCGCUGAAUUUGAACAGAAAGUUCAGGUUUCUGAACCUCCUAAAGAAGAGGAGGAGGAGAAGAAACCUACUCUCUUGGAGCAGAUUCAUCACCACCGUUCCAAGAGCAGCUCCAGUAGUUCUUCCAGCGACGAGGAGGAGGAAGUAGAGGGAGAGGAGAAGAAAAAGAAAAAGAAGGAGAAGAAGGGAUUGAAAGAGAAGAUCACGGAGAAGUUAUCAGGAGGAGAAGAGAAGAAGCACGAUGAGACUACAGUAGUACCGGUAGUCCAUGUCUCCGAUGAUCAGCACACACCUGAAGCAGCAGUCCACGGCGCAGAGGCAACAACACCGCAGCCUGAGGAAAAGAAAGGUUUUCUUGAGAAAAUAAAGGACAAGCUCCCUGGACAUAACAAAAAAACUGAAGAUCAUGUUGUUGCGGCACCACCACCACCGCCACCUACGGUGGAGGCCACUUCUACAGAAGAAGUACACGACGGAGAGGCUAAGGAGAAGAAGGGAAUUUUGGAGAAGAUCAAAGAGAAGCUUCCUGGGUACCAUCCAAAAACAGAGGAAGAGAAGGAGAAAGAAAAGGAGAGUCAUUAAACAAAAAGCAUGCAGUGAUAUUUGUGUUUGAUGGUGAUCAUAAAAAACUAUGUGUGGGCUUCCUAAUUUCAUUAUGAUCAUCAUUUUUCUUUGGUUUUUGUUUGUUCAUUUUGAUCAUAUUCUGCUUGUUUAAUAAUUAAGUUUGUUUAGAGUCUAUAUUUCCAGAAAAUAUAAUUUUAUUUCAUUUGUUUUUCA